Molecule: messenger RNA, 1548 nt
Organism: Aspergillus heteromorphus CBS 117.55
Lineage: Eukaryota; Fungi; Ascomycota; Eurotiomycetes; Eurotiales; Aspergillaceae
Product: M81 family metallopeptidase
Exons: 1
Coding region: 1-1548 (515 amino acids)
Source: RefSeq, a predicted model, not a curated record
AUGCCUCUCCCCUCCAUCGCCGUGGCCGGCCUGGCCUGCGAGACCUCCAUGUUCAGCCCCGCCCGCACGCUGGCCCCGGCCUUUCACCCGCGCCGCGACCGCGAGAUCCUGCGCGAGUAUGCCUUCCUGCAGCCCGGGUCCCCCCUGGGCGAUGCCGCCGACUGGCACGGUGCCCUGAUCGGCCACGCCCUGCCCGGGGGAGUCGUCGUGCGCGAGGCCUUCGAGCAGCUGGCCGACGAGAUCCUCACGCGCCUGACCGCCAUCAUGGCCGCGACCGCCGCCCCCCUGGACGGCCUCUGGUUCGACAUCCACGGGGCGAUGUGCGUGGAGGGGCUGGACGACGCCGAGGCCGAGCUGCUGCGACGGAUCCGGACGGUGAUCGGGGGCGACGUGCUGGUGUCGGCGUCGAUGGAUCUGCACGGCAACGUCUCGCGCGAACUGGCCCAUCAGUGCGACCUGCUGACGGCCUUCCGCACGGCGCCCCACGAGGACGAGGACGAGACCAAGCAGCGCGCCUGUCGCAACCUGCUGGCCCUGCUGCAGGCUGGUGACGGUGGGGGCCGUCGUGACCCUCGCAUCCGCCCCUGCAAGGCCUGGAUCCCCCUCCCCAUCCUCCUGCCGGGCGAGCAGACCUCCACGCGCGUCGAGCCCGCCCGCAGCCUGUACGCCCUGGUGCCGGCCGUGGCCGCGACCGAGGGCGUCAUCGACGCGGCCGUGUGGGUGGGAUACGCCUGGGCCGACGAGCCCCGGAAUCGCGCCGCCGUCGUGGUGACCGGCUGGCGCCAGGAGGCCGUCGCGGCGGGCGCCCAGCGACUGGCGCAGCGGUUCUGGGCGGCCCACGCCCAGUUCCGCUUCGUCGGGCCCACGGGCUCCCUGGGCGAGUGUCUGGAUGUCGCCUGGGCCGCGCACGCCGCCCGGCCGUUCUUCAUCUCCGACUCCGGCGACAAUCCCACCGCCGGGGGUGCCGGCGAUGUGCCCUGGGGGCUGGCCCAGCUGCUCGCCCGCCCGGAGGGCCAGCGCCCCCAGGGCCCCCCCGUGCUGUACGCCAGCCUCCCCGGCCCCGAGGCGGUGCGGACGAUGCUGGCCGCCGGCGUGGGGGCCACCGUCACCGUCACCGCGGGCGCCGCCGUCGACCACCGCCACGGCGGGCCGCUCACCAUGACGGGCCGCGUGCAUGCCCUGCGCCAGGGCGACCCCGAUGCCGUCGUCGAGGCGGUGCUGCAGGUCGGCUCCGUGUUCGCCAUCCUGACGCAGCGGCGCAAGCCCUACCACCACGAGCACGACUUCACCGACCUCCAGCUGCAGCCCCGGACAGCCGCCGUCGUCGUCGUCAAGAUCGGCUACCUCGAGCCGGAGCUCUUCGCCCUGGCGGCCGACUGGCGACUGGCCCUGACCCCCGGCGGCGUGGACCAGGACCUGCCGCGGCUGGGGCACCGUCGCAUCCGCCGUCCCAUGUGGCCGUUCGACCAGUCGUUCCCGGAGGCCCCCAACCUGCAGGCGCGGAUGAUCCCACUUUCCUGCGACCCACUGACCGGCCCGGAUGAAUAG